Molecule: messenger RNA, 381 nt
Organism: Rhinocladiella mackenziei CBS 650.93
Lineage: Eukaryota; Fungi; Ascomycota; Eurotiomycetes; Chaetothyriales; Herpotrichiellaceae
Exons: 2
Coding region: 1-381 (126 amino acids)
Source: RefSeq, a predicted model, not a curated record
AUGACCAUCUAUACCGGGUCCAAGGGUAUGGUUGAGAGCUUUACACGGUGCUGGACGAAAGAUUUGCCGAGAAAAUAUGCGGCGCCUCCAGAGCUCCGAAAGUUGCUGGCUGCUGGGCUUGACAAGAUUCCAGUGGCAUCUCGUAUGGCGCAGCCGGAGGAGACCGCGUGGGCCGUCGCAAUGUUGUGCGAGGAGGAAGCCGGAUGGCUGAAUGUUCUCCGAUUCACCUUCUAUUCCAGCCCCAAAAUGACACCAAAUGCUGCCAUCCUCGAGCUAUCCAAACCAGAUCCGGAGUUUGAAAGGGUGCUCGUCUGCCGGUUACCUUCAGUGUCAGGAAGAGGUCCACAGCCCAAAAAGACUAAGAAUCCUGUCAUUCCAUGA